AUGCCUGGCACGAAGAGAACGGCUCUGGGUCGACCUUCCUUGGGGGGGAGCUCGAAUGCAAGCAAAAGUGGGAAGAACCCCAAGCGAGCGAAGUCGGACGCCAGUCUGGGAAGUGAGAUGAUCGUGAGCGACAUUUCACCAAAUGCUGAGUUGGCAAACCAGGUGGGGUCACGGAGCAGCCUGCUGCGUGUGGGAGCCAACUACUAUUCGGACGCCGACAACACAUGUCACUCGCAGGAGACUGUUUUGGAAUUCCUGCGGUUCGUCGAGGAGAAGUUUCCACCUGAGGUGGGUGUGAAUCUUGGCCCCAGGACUUUCUGUGUUCGAGACAUACUGCCAGACCGUGGAUCGUGCAGGUCCCACAUGUCUGAGGCCCUGGCAGCUGCCCUGGUCUCCGAAUGCAGGCUUCAAGGGGUACGUGGAGCCCGUGCCCGGGACGGGGCCUGGCAAAGCCUUACAAUCAUGCAUUUGGCUGAGGACUCCCUCUAUCAGCUCCUGGAACUCGUGUACAUCAACGGGCCAGCAUCGAUGCAUUUAAUUUGGGAUUUGCUUUAUGGAUUGGAUGGAGGAGUGGAGGCGUUGACCAUCGCGCCACAACGACAAGACAGCGGUCUGAAGAAUCAGUUCGUAAUCGCGUCGGAUGAGAUUUCAAGCUCGGCUGCGGGCCUCCUGGACCCUCAGAAAAUCAUUUGUGCAAAGGGAUGGACGCGAUCCGUGUGUGGCAUUCUCAUGCUCCUGCUUUGCUUCCAAGACAGCGAGACGUUUGCCACUGUGCACUGCGUGGUGAUGCCCGGGAAUUUGGACCCGGGCAGCCUCAUCCUGAAGAACCGCAGUGCCACGGCAGUUAACGAAAUGUGUGUGACCAUGGCUUCGGCGAUAAGGAAGAAGCCAAACUGCUUCAAUUUGGUUCACCAGAUCGUGCUGGUCAAGAAAAUGAAGUGCGAGGACGUUGGGUCGUUGGAGGCGUGGGAGCAUGCGGCCAAAGAAGCGGAGGCGUACAGAAUUGGAAGUCUUGAAAGCAAAGCCGCCCUGCAGCUGUUGACCGCCGUGGAUGGCCCAGUCUUCGAGAAGCUGAGCGACAUGGUGAGGACCUACGGGAUGAACAAGAUACUCAAUCAUGAGCCCAUCGCUGACGGCCUUUUCAACAGAGAUUACUGCGCGGCCAGCGGGCAGUUGAAGCCAUGGGCUGAUAUCUUGAGCAAUACACCGCAGUCCCUGGAGCUCACGCUGCACCGCAUGGAGGAAGACUACAAGAACCUGCACGUGAAGAUGCGCAAACCCUUUGCCUCAAAGGACGUGGAACCUCAGCGGCUACAUAGUACAAAAAGCUCAUCCUAG
Molecule: messenger RNA, 1338 nt
Organism: Symbiodinium sp. CCMP2592
Lineage: Eukaryota; Dinophyceae; Suessiales; Symbiodiniaceae
Source: the annotation of a GenBank genome assembly